Molecule: messenger RNA, 1710 nt
Organism: Psammomys obesus (fat sand rat)
Lineage: Eukaryota; Metazoa; Chordata; Mammalia; Rodentia; Muridae
Gene: Arglu1
Product: arginine and glutamate rich 1
Exons: 4
Coding region: 198-1013 (271 amino acids)
Cellular component (GO): nucleoplasm; mitochondrion
Molecular function (GO): cadherin binding
Source: RefSeq, a predicted model, not a curated record
CGGUGCUGCCACAGCUGCCAUCUUAGGGACUCCGGGCCAGGCCUGCUAGGCCUUCGCGGCGGAGGCGGCCGUGUGCGUGGCCGGUGCGCUCGGGGCGAGGCGUAGGAUCCGCGGGCGGGGGGCCGCGCUUCCCGGCGGCGAGGGGCGGCCUGCGGCGGGCAGCGGGCGACAGGCGGCGGGCGCCGCGCCGCACGAGGAUGGGCCGGUCGCGGAGCCGGAGCUCGUCCCGCUCCAAGCACACCAAGAGCUCCAAGCACAACAAGAAGCGCAGCCGCUCGCGCUCGCGCUCGCGGGACAAGGAGCGGGUGCGGAAGCGCUCCAAGUCCCGGGAGAGCAAACGGAACCGGCGGCGGGAGUCGCGCUCGCGCUCGCGCUCCACCAACGCGGCGGCAUCCCGGCGCGAGCGGGAGCGCGCCUCGUCCCCGCCCGACCGCAUCGACAUCUUCGGGCGCACGGUGAGCAAGCGCAGCAGCCUGGACGAGAAGCAGAAGCGGGAGGAGGAGGAGAAGAAGGCGGAGUUCGAGCGGCAGCGAAAAAUUCGGCAGCAGGAGAUAGAAGAAAAGCUCAUUGAGGAAGAAACAGCACGAAGAGUAGAAGAGUUGGUAGCAAAAAGGGUAGAAGAAGAACUGGAGAAAAGGAAGGAUGAAAUCGAGCGGGAAGUCCUCCGAAGGGUUGAAGAAGCCAAACGCAUCAUGGAAAAGCAGUUGCUCGAAGAACUCGAGCGACAGAGACAAGCUGAGCUUGCAGCACAAAAAGCCAGAGAGGAGGAAGAGCGAGCAAAGCGUGAGGAACUGGAGCGGAUAUUAGAAGAAAAUAACCGGAAAAUCGCAGAAGCACAGGCCAAACUGGCUGAAGAACAAUUGAGAAUUGUUGAAGAACAAAGAAAGAUUCAUGAGGAAAGGAUGAAACUAGAACAAGAACGACAGCGUCAACAAAAAGAAGAACAAAAAAUUAUACUGGGCAAGGGGAAGUCCAGACCAAAACUGUCCUUCUCAUUAAAAACCCAGGAUUGAAUGGCAAACUCUGAACUUUUUACAAAGAAAAAUGAAAGAAAGAAAAAAAAAAAAAAAAAACUUCGUAUUGUAGCUUCAUGUUGAAGUGUUUUUUUUUUUUGUUUUGUUUUUGUUUUGUUUUUGUUCUUUUUUUUUUUAAUUUGGAAAAUCUGGAAAGUUAGCUGUUCUAAUAGGGGCUAUGCUCUGCAAUCCCUUUAUUUUCCCUCUUUUUUUCCAUUAAGUCAAAUCCUUAUCAGAUCAUUGCUGUCCUCUAAAGUGGUGUAUUUUGCACCUGUUGGGAUUCUGUACUGGUUGGGUCUGCUGAAGAGCAGGUCACUUGGUGACUAGCUGGUCUGGUAAGGUGUUCACUGACCACUGACUUCAGAGUUAUACUCUGUUUACUACGUCAUAAUGCUGGUUUUGCUGACUUUUUGUUUUUUUAUACAUUUAUAAAAAAAGAAAAAGUUGGUGAUUGCAUUGCAAAAUCCCCAGGGUUUUCCUGGACCUGAGUGGUGUGUUGUUAAGCAGUGUCCUUGUGGUGCUGUGGCUCUUGAUGUUCCUGAGAACAGGUAAGGAAACAGUUGGUCACCUGCUACAGAAACACCUGCAGUGCAGUACUGUCUUUGUUGGACUUUUGUUUCUUUCGUUGACAGAGUCAAACCAGCAUUCCCCACUGUAAAUAAAUAAUUUUGCUGAAUAAAGUCAAGUCUUAAAUUCA